CCAACUCGAUCACUUUGCCAUCCAAACUGCGUGGCCGACAGACCGUGAUCCCCUCCACACUCCGUUUAUGACACACGGUCCUUGAUUGAUAGUGUGUUGCCCCAUUUUAUUCCAUAUUCCGAGCAUCUUCUAGAUGCGCAUCUUUACCACUAGCAUGCCGUCCUCACUGGCGGCACUACUCAUCUCAGCGCUCCUGUCCAGCAAUGUGGAGGCAGGGAGAAGUUUCUGGAGUAAGAAGUCGACGUAUCUCCUUGGCUAUGGCUCCGGCUCGGGAUCCGGCUCGAGCACCGGGUCUGGGUCCAGUUCCGGGGGCAAGUACAGCACGAGCAACAACCUCAUGAUGAAGAUGGGCUCAACCAGCAUCGAUGCGCCGGGCGGCCGAUGUACCUGGGAUGAUGUCUCUUCCGAGCCCAUCGUCCUGUUCCCCGGGGCAGAUGGAAACCGGACAUACAUCGCCAUGGGCAUACAGCUAUCCCUCAACAUCACCUCCACCGACCCCCUCUCCAUCUUUUCGUCGUCCACAAUCUACCUCUCUUGGCUGCAGACAGGCCUGCUGGCGAGGUCCCCCGAGAACCCGGUCCUGAUCUCCGAGAGCAACCCGCUCGUGCCCUUCAACAUGGCAAACCAGGGCAGCCAGCAGCCCCAGAUCCUGAUCACCCUGGUCUACGUCCAGCCGCACCCGCUCAUCAUCGGGGACAAGUUCAUGCAAGGCUUCAGCAACAUGCAAGCGGACGCCUCGCAGCGCCAGAAUUUCAACUUCGAGAAGUUCUGCGAGACGGCAUUCAUCACCAAUCUGCAGGCGACGACUUGGGUCAUGGUCAACGGCACUCACUCUACCGGAAUAGGAGGCAGCAUGGGAGGGGGCGAAGGUGGAGCAGGUGGUGGUGGUGUUGGCGGCGGCGUUGGUGGAGGAGCGAAUACCCCCACAGCGCAGAUGACUCCGAUGUCAACCCCAACCCCGUUGCCCGGAGGGAACGGGGCGGCCGGAGGAGUCGGGGGUGGUGGUGCAGGCGGUGGCGGCCAGCAGUUCACCACCGUCGUCACCACAGACGCGAACGGCCAGCCAGUGACCGUCACAUCCGCCCUUGCGGAGAGCAGCGCAAGCGCCGGAGCAGGCGGAGGCGGAAAUGGAAGCGGAAGCGGAAACGGAAGUGGAAGCGGAGGUGACCAAGGCGUGAGCUCUGUAACUACCGUAAGCACCCCCGACGCUUCCGGUUCGUCGGCAGCGAUCACAUCAACUCCCGCAGCCGGCGCUGGUGGCGAGGGCAAUUCAGCAGGAGAUGGAGGACAAGGACAAGGACAAGGACAAGGACAAGAGCAAGGACAAGGACAAGGCUCUGACGCCGGCGCCACCAUCCUAACCACCACCGACGCAUCCGGCUCGCCAACGGUCAUCAGCUCCGCCGUCACACCCGGCGCAGGGGGUGGUGUUGGCGCCGUCGGAGACUCCUCCGCAGGAGGUGGAACCCCGUUAACACUCAGCACCACCGAUGCGGCCGGCUCGCCCACAGCGAUUGUGACCACCAUUACCCCGGGCGUGCUCCCGCCCCCGGGCGCCGCAAACGGCACCGGUGGCGGUGUGGGAGGAGGAGGAGGAGGAGGAAACGGUACGGCGGCAGCCGGCGCCGGCGAAACCCACGCGGUCACAACCAUAGUGGAGGAGGUAACGCUCACCAUCGUCGACAGCCCGCAGAGCCGGUACACGUCCACCAUCACCUUCGUGUCGACCAUCUCGGCGGAGGGGGCGAUCUGCAACGAGGCCGGUGUGCCGGUCGGUACUUCCUUACCUGAUGGGGGUUCUGGCGGUGGGAAGAAUGGGACGGCCGGGACUGGGUCGGGGAUGGGGGGUGGUGUGGGAGGGGGGAAUGGGACUGGCGGCGGCGCGUCGACGCCGACUCCGGCUCCGGGCGCGGGUGAUGAGGCGAGCCAGACCCCGGGACCUGGCGGAUCACAGGGUGGUGGUGUUGGUGGUGGCAGUGGCAGUGGCAGUAACGGGGGGUCGGACGGUGCAGCGAGCCAAACUCCGGGUUCGGGUGCUGGUGGUGGAGCUAGCCAGACCCCGGGACCUGGCGGGUCACAGGGUGGUGGUGACGGGGGUUCUGACGGCGGAGCGAGUCAAACUGCGGGCUCGGGUUCCGGGGCGACUCAGACCCCGGGGGCUGGCGGAUCACAAGGCGGAGGUGUUGGCGGCGGUGAUAGUAAUGGGGGUUCUGGUGGCGGAGCAAGUCAAACUCCGGGUUCCGGUUCUGGAGCGCCCCAGACUCCGUGCGCUACGGGCGGAGCGAGCCAAACUCCGGCACCCAGCGGAUCACAGGGAGGCGCUGGCGGAUCUGGUGGCAAUGAUGGCUCAAACAACGGCGGAGGCGGCGAUUGCGCUGGUGCCGGCGGAAAUAUGACCGGCGGGUGUUCGGGCGGGUGCUCGGGCGGCUGCGGCGGCGCCAAUGGUUCUGGCGGGGACGGGGGGAAAGCGGGGAGCUCGAUGACCGCCCCAACUCCGGCGCCGGGCGGCGGCGGUAGCCCAUGCGAUGUCUGCGCCGGUGCCAAAGGAACAGAUACAAUCACAUCGACACCCACCACAACCGCGCCAUACGGAGCUGGCGUUACUCUCUCCAGGCUGACCGUGCUCUAUCCCAUCCCGCCCUACUCAAACCCGGACGACGCGGGGUCUGCGACGAGCGUAUCAACACCGAACCCGUCCGGCGGUUUCGGAACCGGCACCGGGGGGAUCCCCGCUCCCAGCUCCGGACCGAUGCCCCAGCCCAUCGUUGUCGCCGGAGCCAUGAAAGAUGCGCCGCCGGGAGUGGUUACGGCGAUGCUACUUGGCGGCAUUGCGGUGCUUUUCUUUGUGUUCUUGUGAUAGACAAAAGCAGGGUAAUGGCGUAUCCAUAGAGUGUGGUAAAAGGUUCGUUCGGAUGGGCAGUCUUGGCGCUUUGGGCCGAGGCCUUGAGGGUGCGACGGUGGCGUUCUACAGGGCUGGCGUUCUUUUUACUGCUUGUUUUCUUAUUCUUCUUUCUGAUGCGGCUGAGCCUGCAUACUCAGCAUGGCUUUCGCUAAUUUAGUGUAGUUUCGAGCUCAAGUGAAUUCCUUUGAGAAACUAAAUACCUGAAUGUUCUUUCUUCAGCAAAGCUCUCGAUCGGGAAUCUCUCUGGUGGAGCCACCUGACCAGUGCCUGGAACCUACCCCACAUCCGGUCCGUGCACAC
Messenger RNA from Chaetomium strumarium, 3202 nucleotides. RefSeq lists its product as uncharacterized. The coding region runs from base 134 to 2857 and encodes 907 amino acids. The transcript is spliced from 3 exons. The record is from RefSeq and is a predicted model, not a curated record. NCBI's taxonomy places the organism in Eukaryota, Fungi, Ascomycota, Sordariomycetes, Sordariales, Chaetomiaceae.